ACGAAACUGUGUAUUUUGCUCGGUCUCUUGUUUUGUGAAGAGGAGGAGUUUUGUUGAAGGGAUGCUGCAAUAAAAUAUUUAAUAUGAACACCAUAUGGAAGAGGUCACCUAGAUGUUUACAGUUGCGGUUCUAUUCUUCAAGAACAGCGACUCCAUUUUCUUAUGAAUCUCCGGAUGUAAAACCAUUUCAAGAAAUUCCAGGUGUUACUGGAAAAUUUGCAUUACCAUAUUCAGUUGGUAAUAUAUUCCUUCUGAGAUCAUUGGGUUGUUCUACUUAUUCGUUUGAUUUGAGAGAUUUUGUAACCGCUCUACAUAAAAGAUAUGGAGACAUCGUGAGGUUUAGAACGACUCUAAACAAAUGGGGAGUGCUCAUUUUUCAUCCAGAUCUUGGAAAAGAGGUCCUCGAGAUACAAGCUAAGAAUCCUUUUCGUCCGCCUGUUGACAUUCUCAAAAUAUACAACGACAAGGAAGACUUCAGCCAAAGCUUGGCAACAUUAAAUGGCGAAGAAUGGGCCAAGCUUCGAAAACCUUCACAGGAAUUGAUAUUAAGACCAGUUGCUGUUUCUGCAUAUGUUGGAACCUUGUCCAAAGUCGCUGAAGACUUUGUAGAAAAAUAUAAACAUGGCGGAAAAAUUGAUGACCUUCGACCUGCGCUUGUCAACUAUGCUACAGAAAGCGUAGGCAUGCUUUGCUUCAACAGACGUCUUGGUUGUCUUGAGGAUAAACCUGUGAUUGAUAUAAACCUCCUGGAAGACUUGUUUGACGCCAUAGACCGAGAUUUGAAGGGUAUGGGUUUUAAACCCUAUCGCUUCUUUACCACACCACUAUACAGAAAGUUUAAAAGAGGAGCUGAUCAUAUCCAUGGCGUUUGUGAAACUGAGAUCAAAGGUGCUUUGGAAAAACUUGAAAAUGCCAAAAAAGAAGGGAAGCUCGAGGAAUAUCUCCAGGAGCCAAAUCUGAUGUACGCAUUACUAAGUCACCCGAAGAUGACACCUAAAAGUGUGGACAGAACAAUCAUGGAUUUGUUUAUUGCUGGUGUAGAGUCAACUUCAAAUACCUUAAGUUUUCUGUUGUUUGAACUGGCAAAAAACCCUGACAAACAGGAGAAUCUUCGUAACGAAAUAAUUUCUGUGUGUGGCCAAAAUGAUAUCACUAAGGAAAGAUUGGCUAAAAUGUCUUAUCUGAAGGCCUGCGUCAGAGAAACCAUGAGGAUCUAUGCACCAACUUCACCGGGCUCGUAUCGGCGUUUUGACAAAGACGUAGUUGUUGGGGGAUAUCACGUUCCUGCUGGGACAGAGAUUGCAGUCUGUCUACAACAGAUGUGUGAGGAUCCCAGGUUUUUCAAAAGUCCUGAGAUAUUUCUUCCGGAAAGAUUUGUCAGAGAUGACAAUACUCUCACAGAAGAAUAUAAAAACACCAAUCCAUUUGCCACCCUUCCAUUCGGAUUUGGUCCUAGAAGUUGUAUCGGGCAACGGUUUGCAGAAACUGAGAUUUAUGUACUCACUGCAAAGAUUUUCCAGCGUUUAGAAGUUUCUCUCCUGCCAGGAACUGAUCCAGUUAUGGAGUAUAAAUACCGCACAUUUGCAACGCCAAAACAUGCUGUAGCGAUAAUGAUAAAACCAAGAGAGAAUAAGAAUUGAACACACACUCACACACGAGUUUUUUAAUUGCUUAUUUCUUCACACCUUAUUUCACAACUCGGCUCUCCUAUCAGUUUCUAAAGUCAAAGGCAUAACCUGACUGACGAGUGCAUAAAAGGAUUAUUUUUCUCAACGUGCAUCCUAUUGCUUGAUGUAUUGUACUUAUUUGCAUAAUUAUAUUUUAUUUCUAAUUACAACUCCUAUAUUAUAAUUUUCAGGGGUCAGCUUUUUAGGAGUAGUGUAAAAUACAUUAAUAUUUUUUUACUUUUAUAUAUAGAUAUGUUAAUAAAAAAUUAUUAUGACA
Saccostrea echinata is the source of this 1944-nucleotide messenger RNA. RefSeq names its product probable cytochrome P450 49a1. The transcript has 11 exons. Gene Ontology annotation, biological process: cortisol metabolic process; cholesterol metabolic process; C21-steroid hormone biosynthetic process. Gene Ontology annotation, molecular function: monooxygenase activity; iron ion binding; heme binding. The record is from RefSeq and is a predicted model, not a curated record. Gene Ontology annotation, cellular component: mitochondrial inner membrane. Lineage: Eukaryota; Metazoa; Mollusca; Bivalvia; Ostreida; Ostreidae. The coding region runs from base 84 to 1640 and encodes 518 amino acids.